Molecule: messenger RNA, 1383 nt
Organism: Anopheles cruzii
Lineage: Eukaryota; Metazoa; Arthropoda; Insecta; Diptera; Culicidae
Product: TBC1 domain family member 13
Exons: 6
Coding region: 129-1274 (381 amino acids)
Biological process (GO): intracellular protein transport; activation of GTPase activity
Molecular function (GO): GTPase activator activity
Source: RefSeq, a predicted model, not a curated record
UCAGGGCGAUGUAUAUGCGGGUGAUAAAGGACCCGUGAACAACACCUUUCGUUGCAUUUGCUGGACCCCAAUCGGUUCUGCUGCAGCGUCCAACGUAGGGUCCGGGUGCCGUCCAUCUUAGUGACACAAUGUCCCUAUACAAAAUACGUGUCGCCGACUUGGACAACAUCUUGGACCACGACGAAAUUGAUCUGAGUGCACUGCGGAACUUUUGCUUUAAUGGUAUUCCGGACUGCAAUGGCUACCGGGCGCUCUGCUGGAAGUUGCUGCUGGGCUACAUCGGUCCGCGGAAGGCAUCGUGGCCAACGAAGCUAGCGAAGCAGCGUGAAUUGUACAGACAAUUUUUAAAGGAAAUGGUAAUAUCGCCGGGCGAGCAGGAUGGCCCGGAGUGUAUCGAUCAUCCGCUGAGCGAUGGGCCGGAAAGUAACUGGAGCACGUUUUUCAAAGACAACGAAGUGCUGCUACAGAUCGACAAGGACGUGCGGCGGCUCUGCCCGGACAUUUCUUUCUUUCAGCAGGCGACUGAAUUCCCCUGCGACUUGGUGCAAGAGCGGGAGCGUAAGCUGCACGUUCGCGUUGCACCGACCACACUCAGUUCGGCCAACGUGGAACGGAAAGGCGUUGGUAUGACCAAGAUUAAUCUCAUCACCAAGCGUGCGACGGAGAGCUACGAAGCGAUGGAUGAUGGCCAGGAAGCGCACUGGGAGGUGGUCGAGCGGAUACUGUUCCUCUACGCCAAGCUUAACCCCGGCCAGGGUUACGUGCAGGGAAUGAACGAAAUCAUCGGUCCCAUCUACUACGUGUUCGCGUCCGAUCCGACCCCCGAGUACCGCCGGUACGCCGAGGCGGACUGUUUCUUCUGCUUCACAGCGCUGAUGGGCGAAAUACGCGAUUUUUUCAUCAAAACGCUCGACGAGUCCGAGGGCGGCAUCAAGGGAAUGAUGGCGAAGCUGUCGAAUUUGUUGCACGAGCAGGACGCCGCCAUUUGGCAGCGGUUGCGCGAGCAAGAGCUCUACCCGCAGUACUACAGCUUUCGCUGGCUCACGCUGCUGCUGUCGCAGGAGUUCCCACUGCCGGACGUGCUGCGCAUCUGGGACUCGGUGUUUGCCGACGACAGGCGGUACGAUUUUCUCAUCAAAAUCUGCUGCUCGAUGAUACUCCUACUGCGGGAACAAAUCCUGGAGAACGAUUUCGCCAAUAACGUUAAGCUGCUGCAAAACUUUCCACUCAUGGACAUCAAUCUCGUGCUGCGAAAAGCGACCAGCCUCGACUAACGCGUGGUUUCAACUUCGUACAAUGGACACAAUUUUUUGAUAAAUUAUUUUUUUUCAUACGCAAAUAGCAAUAAACGGAAAGCACACCGUACACAACGAAGAUGCGUGU